AUGGCGGUCGAACUCAUCGUUGGCUUAAAGAGAGAUACCCGGCUGUCACCGGCGGAUGCGCUGCGGAUAAGUGAAUGGCAGUAUGCUGUAAACUCACAUAGCAACAAUAAUGUGCGGAGAAGUGUGGUUCGAAAUGAACUCGAAACACAGUGGGACGAAGUUCAACGACACUUUGCUGACCACAUCGAAGGACGCAAAGUCGAUGUGGUUGUAGGUCCGGUCGAGCGCUAUACUGCCCAGGAACAGGCCCUCCCGCGAGCCGCGCAUCUGACUGAUGCGGGCUUUGUGCGCCUCGAUCCGCUUGACAAAUUGCACGCCAUCAUUGUCGUAGUACCAGAAGCUGAUGCAGCCAUCGUCGCUCCCGGUGGCGAUGUAGCGCGUAGGUGCGCUGCAAACUACUGCAAACAAUGGUCAAACGCUUCAACGAGACAUACCAUGUCUAACUGUCGCAUUGUGCACGAAGCUGCGCUCAUAUCGGCUGGCGUCAGGGAGAUGCUGCAGGUAGAUAGAGUCGUUGAUGUCGACUGCAACGGUUUGCAAAUGAUUACUCGUAACAUACCCUUGCGCUUGCGAACGGUCUUUUGA
Babesia ovata is the source of this 585-nucleotide messenger RNA. Its product is annotated as ATP-dependent protease peptidase subunit, putative. The transcript has a single exon. Bases 1 to 585 code for a protein of 194 amino acids. NCBI's taxonomy places the organism in Eukaryota, Apicomplexa, Aconoidasida, Piroplasmida, Babesiidae. The record is from RefSeq and is a predicted model, not a curated record.